Molecule: messenger RNA, 1128 nt
Organism: Besnoitia besnoiti
Lineage: Eukaryota; Apicomplexa; Conoidasida; Eucoccidiorida; Sarcocystidae
Exons: 1
Coding region: 1-1128 (375 amino acids)
Source: RefSeq, a predicted model, not a curated record
AUGUCUGGGAACGGGGCAUCCCACGCCGAUGAGCUGCUUGGUGUUGAGCUAGACCAAUUCACAGGCGUCCCUGCCGGCAUACCGAUUCCGCUGUUGGUACCUAAACUGCUGGGUCCAUCCUCUGUUACCGAUCGUGCGCCUCCUGUGAAAUGCGUUGAGGAAAACGUCGAUGUAUUUGUGAUUGCCCAUGGCCAUCUGUCUGUGUUACCUGAGGAGCUCGCUUCUGUGUUGGGACUGGUCCAGUUUGUGCUUCUUCCUGUGGAGAGUGGUGCAGCCGAGCGUGGCUCGACGUCAUCGUCAGCUCCUUCCCUUCCGCUUCGCGAGGCCCACCCAUCGGAACCGCCUCUGUCUCUUCUUGAGUCAUUCCACACUGCGGAUCCAGAACGCGUUUCUGUCGGAGUCGCUCCCGCUGGGCGAGUGGUCCAGCUUUCUCCCUGUGAGUUACCUAUGCUGGAUACUGGCGCAUCAUCUGCUAUCCAGCCCCGUGAGAUGGCAGGCCCAUGGGUUCCACUCGAGAUAGUGACACUCCGCGAACCUCCGGAAAAGGUGCCGAAGGGCUGUGACUGCAUGCUGCUGCUGGUCAUCGAUUCCGUCCCAGAACUGCUAGUCCAUCUUGCCUCAUUACCUGAUGGUGAUGUGGCGCUCGUCCAAGGAGCACCCGUCCUAGCACCCUCAGACAGUAAAGUUGAGGAACUCCAUGUGCCGACUCCGCGAACGAUCUCACUGUCGUUUCUGAAGGUUUCGGACGGGACGACGCGCGUCAUGCUAGAAGAUUCUAAACUGCUUGGAUUAGCCGGGGAACUCGACAUGUUCCAGCCACCUCUAGAAUCAAGGCCUCCGGGUGCGCUCGGCCUCCAUCCCUCUCCAACCGAGCUAAUGGGGGCCGAAGUCACUGAACUGGGCGGUAGACCGCUCGAGAUCAUCUCUGGUGCGUGGCUAAUGGAUGAUGAAGGGCUCAUCGUCCCUGUGUUCCGUUGUGGCCGCGCGGAAGCUGCAGAAGACCCAGUGAGCCCACUGGUGCCAAUGGAACUAGAUAUCGCUGGACGUGGUGCCCAUGCUGGCGCCGAGGGGCUGAGGGAUGGUGAAGUUCCUGAAGGAGCAAAAGAUUCCAACACUGAUGGCGGAUAA